CCUCAAGUAUCCCUCUUCUUCCGUCGCUCGUCCCGUCGCUGUCGCCCGUCGUUGUCUCCCGUCAGCUCGCCUCCCCUCUCGCCAGUCCAUUGCCCGACAAUGCCCGCCGAAGAGGAUCCCGUCUAUCUCGAGAACAACGUCGCCGAGCCUAUCCCGGUCCGGCGAACUCGCUCCACUAGAGUGCAGAGCCCUGGCCGGCGUCCCUCGGGCCUCUACCGCUCCCAGAGCGCAACACCCGUCCCGGACGAUGACGACGAUGCCAGCCGAUCGCGGGACGAGCUGCAGAUGAGAAAGAGCAUUGCCGACCUCGAAGUUGAGAAAAGCGAGCUCCUGAAAGAAAUCGAAGAGCAGAGAGAGCAAGCCAAGCUCGCCCAGACACUUGCAGAGGAAUGGCGACAGAAAUAUCGACAGCUCUCCACGAGCCAAGACGUAUCGUCAACCGACCAGCUCACCAAAAUCGGCGACCUGGAAGAGCAAAUCAUCGGCCUCAAGACCAAACUCGUCCAGAAGGACAAGGAGGUGCGGAAGCUCAACGACGCCUACAAUAGCCUCGAUGCCUCGUACACCGCCGACAAGGAGACUUGGGAGACCAAGCGGAAGGGUCUUGAGAAAACGAUCCAUGAGCUCCGGGCAGUCAAUGCCAACACCAAGGAGGCCCAGAUUGCCUUGAACCACGAGCUCGAGGAGCGAGCGCCAAAGACACUGAUGCUCAACAACCUGCGUCUGCAUAACGAGAAGCUGACACGCGAUCUGCAGAAGAUGCAGGAGGCUCUCGACCACGAACGAGCACUCAAUUCUAGCGAAUCAGCCAGGACCGAGGCCGAGGAAAUUGAGCGAUUGCGCGAUGCAGUCAACACCUUGGUGAUGGAGAAGGAGCAGCUCGAGCAGGAAUGCAACUAUCUCUCGACCCAGCUUUUGCGCUCCGACAACAGCCUCGCCGGCGAGCUUGCCGGAGCAGACAGUGAACGAAGGAGUAUCGAAGAUCGGUACGGCCUGCCGAGACUCAAGUCAAAGAGCUCUUCUUCGCAUCUUCACCGGCGCCACCAUAGUGCCGAGGAUCUGCUCAAGUCGUUGCCGAGCGAGCUGCCGCAGGAAUCGCUCAACUUGGCAAUGGAGCUGCGACAGAAGCACAGGGAAAUGGCCGAGAGCAGCGAGCUCGAAAAGCUUCGAGCCGAGAAUCUGUCGCUAGUGAAGUUCCUGGUGGCCACGCUGGAUUCUGUCAGGAUGCUAAAGUAGAGGGCUGUGCCUACAAAUACGAAAGGCGUCCAUUUUCGACAGAGCCGAAUCCAGCUGGCCCACCCGCUCUCCCUUUCGAUGAACCAAGCAAUCACCGAACCAUGGGCAAAGCAUAUGCGUCGGUUGGUCCAAAACACAAAGAUCAACUUGCAUCGUUGCCACAAACAGCGAUACAGAUCAAUCUUGAAUUGAGCAACUCUUCCUUGGAUAUCUUCACGUGCCUACAUUUGUAUUUUUUUUAAACAUUCGAAAGCGCUCAAAAGGGAGGGUCCCCUGUCGACGUCCAGAGCAUCUGGAUCAUGAAUACACCACAAUGUCUAUACACCA
Molecule: messenger RNA, 1563 nt
Organism: Polychytrium aggregatum
Lineage: Eukaryota; Fungi; Chytridiomycota; Chytridiomycetes; Polychytriales
Exons: 6
Source: RefSeq, a predicted model, not a curated record